Messenger RNA from Sclerotinia borealis F-4128, 1743 nucleotides. The record is from the annotation of a GenBank genome assembly. Lineage: Eukaryota; Fungi; Ascomycota; Leotiomycetes; Helotiales; Sclerotiniaceae.
AUGGGCGACGCAGAUUUGGAUAUGCCAUCUCGUGGUGAUCUUAGGCAAACCUCAUUAUCUGAAUCUACCACGGAUGAUGAUGGGCAAAAGAGGUCAGAGAUUUAUGGUCUCUCUACCAUGAAUCCAUCGACGACGGAUGCACUUCAUGGCUCAAGUCCAAUCGUUUAUCAUUACCUGACAUUCGAAACGACAAUCCCUUCACCAACGAGCAUCAUCUCAUCCACCGGUUCCUUAGAAACGGCACCAGCGCGGCCAGACUUGAAGAAGUAUACAUCACCAUUCGAUUGGCCAGAGAGCCGCAAGCGGUUCACCGUCUUCCUUUCUUGUAUAGCAACUUUGGUCACGGCCUUCACCGCAGGUGCAUACUCUCCAGCUGUCAAGCAACUGUCAGAACUUUGGCACGUUUCAGACGUUGCAAUUCUGGUUGGUUUUACAACUUUCUGUACUGGCUUUGCUAUUGCUCCCAUGGCUUUGGCUCCCUUUUCCGAAUUGAAUGGACGGAAGCCGAUUUUUGUAGCUUCUGGCGCGCUAUUUUUCAUCACUCAGAUUUGCUGUGCGGUGACUCGAUCUUAUCCCGGCAUGCUGGUUGCCAGAUUCUUUGUUGGUUGUGGAAGCUCUGUGUUUUCAACAAUGGUUGGUGGGGUCAUAAGCGACAUUCAUCACAAAGAGGGUCGCAAUACACCCAUGUCUUUGUUCUCUGGCGCAGCACUAUUCGGGACUGGUCUAGGGCCAUUGGUCAGUAGCUUCAUCGCGCAGAACACAUCUUGGAGAUGGAUCUUUUGGGUGCAGGUUAUCACAAAUGGACUCCUGCUUGUUGCCAUAAUUCUUUUCUUUCCAGAGACGAGAGGUAGUAUAUUGUUGAGUAAGAAAGCACAAUGUUUGAACAAGUGGUACGAAGCUCGAGAGCAGGCAGGCUUCUUUGGUAUUGACAUGCCGACGUCGACAUCAGAUGAGAAAUUCGUGUCACUGCGAAUCAGAUGGAAGGUUAAGUCGGACGAAGAAAGGGAAUCGCUCUUACAAAUGGUUAAAAUCUCUCUAUAUCGCCCAUUUCACCUUUUGUUCACAGAGCCCGUAGUAUUUUUCUUCAGUUUAUGGGUUGCCUUCGCUUGGGCGGUGCUCUAUUUGACCUUUGGUUCAAUUCCCCUCGUGUUUGAGGCUUCUCAUGACUUUGAUCUUCAACAAUCGGGUGCAAUAUUCGCUGCUAUGUCGAUUGGGGCUAUAAUAUCCACGUUCGUCUCUAUCUAUCAAGAUAGAUGGCUUGCUAGGUACCUCGAUUGGUCGUCCAAGAAUGUACAGAAUCCAGGCAUAAUUCGAAGGAACAUAGAUUUCUCGUCCCCAGAGGCGAGACUAUACUUUGCUUGUUUCGAAUCGGCUUUAUUGCCUAUCGGUCUUUUUUGGUUUGGUUGGACACAAUUCUCCUCCAUUCCUUGGAUAGUCCCGACUCUCGCUAUUGGUUGCGCGACUAUGGGCAUCUAUUCCAUAUAUCUUGCAACGUUCAACUAUCUCGCAGACACUUAUCAUCGAUAUGCGUCAUCGGCUCUUGCGGCUCAGAGCUUCUGUCGUAAUAUAAUGGGCGGAAUAUUUCCCCUCAUUACAACCAUCAUGUUCAAUAAUCUCACGUUCCAAGGAGCAGCAUCAUUGUUGGGUGGUAUUGGAGCUUUGUUGACUGUCGUACCUUGGGUAUUGACCAUUUACGGACCGACCAUUCGCCUGAGAAGUAAAUUCGCAAGCGAAAUUAUGUAA